Molecule: messenger RNA, 2667 nt
Organism: Mustela erminea (ermine)
Lineage: Eukaryota; Metazoa; Chordata; Mammalia; Carnivora; Mustelidae
Gene: PRR35
Product: proline rich 35
Exons: 3
Coding region: 698-2428 (576 amino acids)
Source: RefSeq, a predicted model, not a curated record
CGUGAGUCCACCGUGACCAUCCUUUCCUGAGACUGGAGCCUGGAGCCAUCAGCGGGCAGGGCAGGGGCUUAGGGAGUUCAGAUCCAUUCAGCCUUCUGUUUGGAGACGAGCUUGGCUGGGGAGCACCGGUGGGGGAAGGAGACUGGCUCCACCCUGGGUGCCCUGGGCUCUGCUGCUGGGCUCCUCCAGCCCUCCUGGGCUCUGUCUCCUGGCCAGGCUGGGCUCUUGCCCCACCAGAGGCUGGGCUGCAGCCCUCUCCAGGCUGGCUCUGUGCCCCACAGCUCCCCUGUCCCAGGGCUCAGCCCCCAGGCCUUGGCUCCGGAGGGCUGCUGUCAGGGGCCAGAGCCCUGCCCUGACGGAUGAGUGCUGACGGCGCCUCUCCCUGCGCCCUCAGCCACUGACACCCCGUCAAACCGCUGUGGGACCCGGGAGACCUGGCCGCCUCCGUGCACCCCCGCAGCAGCCUGCAGGCAACGGAGGCGGGGACGGUGCCGGGCGCCCCUCAUUCGGCCGCACACCUGCGUCUCCACUCCCCGCUGGUCCACAGAGCUCCCGGUCCGUCCCUGCCGGGUGGUGCCACCGGUGUCACCGGCCACCGUUCCACCCAGGACUCGCCAGAGCGGAGGAGAGGGCUGAGCAAGCGUGUCCUGGCGCCCGAGGUGGCCAUGGGGCCCGGGCCCGCCCGCUAGCGGCUGCCAUGUCCCGCGAGGCGGGCUCCUGCCGCCUGGGCGCCGGGGCGCGGGCGCGGGCGCGGAAGCCCAAGAAGCCGCACUACAUCCCGCGGCCGUGGGGCAAACCCUACAACUACAAGUGCUUCCAGUGCCCGUUCACCUGCCUGGAGAAGUCGCACCUGUACAACCACAUGAAGUACAGCCUCUGCAAGGACUCCCUUUCGCUGCUGCUCGACUCUCCAGACUGGGCCUGCCGCCGCGCCCCCGCCGCGGCCCGGCCCCAUGCGCCCAGCCCCGUAGGCCCCGCGGGCCCAGCACACCCAGGCCGCCAGCCCCAGCCCCGGGGACCCCGGCUCUCAGACACGCCCCCCACGCCUGACCCGGCCCCUCAGGGCCUCUCCCUGCAACGCCGCGUGGGGGGCCCAAAGCUGGGGGCUGACGGGUCCCACGGGGCCCCCUCCCCUGGGGCCCGGGAUGCCCAGAAGGAGGUGGGCCCUGGGGGGCUUCUGGCCGAGACCUGGAAGCUGGGGCCGGGUGGGGGCCGAAGGGGCAUAGCCGUGGUGGACGCGGCUGCAGCUGGCCCUGAGAGUGGGGGUGUCCCCUGCUACCCCCCGCCCACCCCCAGCGAGUUCCCUGAGGCCCAGAGCCUCCAUCUGUCCCUGCUAGGUGUCAACUGUCCUCUGGGCCCUGGUCUCUUCUCCUACCUGGGACCCUCCCUGGCCGCCGCAGCCCACAUGCCCUUUCUGGCCUCUGCCAGCCCCCUGUUGCCCCCAACCUCUGCUUUCCCCUCCCCACAGGCCCCUGAGCGCCCUGCCCUGGUCCCCCGCUUGUACUACCCCCUGCUGCUGGAGCAUACGCUGGGGCUGCCAGCCAGCAAGUCUGCCCCUGCCAAGCCCCUAGCCGCCCCAAAGGGGCCCCCUGGGACCCUGGCCCCAGGGCUGCUGAAGGUCCCAGUACCCGGGCUGGGCAGGCCCUGGCCCGGUGGAGCCCCCAGGGACUCAGGGCAGGAGGUGGAGCUGGACCAGGCUGCCCAGAGUGACCCCAAGAGGAAGCUGCCCCUGGGAAGCAGGUUGGAGCCCCAGAAGGGCCCCUCUGGCACAGUGAAGGUCAGCGCCCAGAGCAGCCUUCGGACGGGCCCCUCCAUGAUGCUCUGGCCUGAGGACAAGGAGCCAGGCAACACCGAGACCCCGAGCACUGAGGCGCCCCUGCACCAGCAACCCCUGGGCCUGGUGCCAGGCGGCCCCGGGCACGUGGGCGAGGACCUGACCCGGGCCCUCGGGGACUACGCCAGGGUGGAGCAGCGCCUGGGGCAGCUGGUGCCUGCGGGGGGCCUGGCCCCGAGGCCUCUGCGGGAGCAGCUGGGCAAGAUUCGCCAGGAGUUGCUCACCAUCCACCAGGCCUUGGAGCGGGCUGUGCGGCCCCCAGAUGCCCCCCUCGACCUCUCUGUGAAGCGGGCGCCCAACAAGGGGCCCAAGGGGCCUGUGGGGACCUGGCCGCAGCUGGAGCUGGGCCCCACGCUGGCCCGGGGAACCCCUGAGCCCCCGCGCAUGCUGGGCCCCACAAUAGCUGAGCCUUUCUCUAGCCACACCACCAAAUGUGAGGCUGACUCCAGCGUCCCACCCCCGGGCCUGCCCCUUCAGGCCCCAGAGGACCCUGUCGUUCCUGGCAGCAGCUGGGGGGCCCGUGGUGGCCCUGGGGGCUCCUGGCCCCCUGAGGCUGUCCCCAGCCUCCAGAGCCCCCCUGGUGCAGAGGUGUGACCACAGUGUCUGCUGCUUCCUCUGUUUUUAGCAGACAGGGCCCCUCUACCCCGUGUCCAACGCCCGGCCCCCCACCUGCCCCAGCCCCAGGGGUGCGGCCCAGAGCCUGUCCAGCAUGCCCAUGGACUGACGUCUGGGCCACAGCCCUGGCUUGGGUCUUUGGGGCCCCAAGGGACAGCAGAGAGUCAUAGCUCCUUAUCGAUCACUGUUGUGAGUGUUUGAAUAGAAACCAUCUUCAC